Populus nigra (black poplar) is the source of this 1248-nucleotide messenger RNA. RefSeq lists its product as uncharacterized. The transcript is spliced from 2 exons. Lineage: Eukaryota; Viridiplantae; Streptophyta; Magnoliopsida; Malpighiales; Salicaceae. The record is from RefSeq and is a predicted model, not a curated record. The coding region runs from base 247 to 588 and encodes 113 amino acids.
GACCGGUGAGAACUAUCAUCAUCUUGCUCUUAACAUCUAAAUUGGGUCUGAAGAUCGACUACCAUACUUAAUCAACACUUCAAGAUCUUUUAUCCAAUUAGAACUUGUCAACAGCAACAUACCAGUGCUUUCUUAGCGGGGUCAUGUGCAUCUUCUCUGUCUAUAAAAUGCCACUCCUUACAAGAGGGAACUAGUCCUAGCCAACAAUCGAGGGCACUAGCUGAAAAGGCCAAGAGAGGAUUAUCAAUGGUGUCAAGCAAGUAUACAAAGCAUUCCGAAAAUCGUGAGAAAAGAGGAGUAAAUAGAAAAAUAAAGAGGCUGAAAGCAGAGAUGGAAGAGAUUAGUAAGCAACAAGUAAGUAUCAGACAAGGGCAAAAGGAAAUGAGAGAAAGGUUUGUUGAGAUUGAAUCAGAAUGUGAUCAGCUCAAAAAGGAGACUGAACUUAUAUCUCUUGCAAGUGACAACGUUCAAUUUCGCCUCAAUAUCAUCUUCAAGAUCUUGAAAGCGACAGAAGAGAAGGAUUUCGGUAAAGCUGCUGAUCUUACUUGCUCUCUAAGGUUGGUGUUCGAAACCCCUUCUCACAACUAAGGGUUUAUUUGUUUUGCUAAAAAUAUUCAGGAGGAAAAUAUUUUCUACGAUCAUUGCAAAACAAACACUAAAAUAUUUUCUCCGUUUAUUGCAAUUACUAUCAUCACCAUUGAUAUCAGUACAACUACCAUUUUUUUACUAAUACAUUAAAUAUUUUAUAUCACCAUCUCACUAUAAUCAUUUAACACAAUAUAAUUACCGUCAUAACAAAAAAUUAAUGGCUAUUACACACUCUAGAUAAAAAGAAAAAAAUGAUUGCGAGACGCACAUAUUUUAAUUAAUUGUGCAAUUAUGCUAGUUUGGGAAAGUUUUUCUCAACUAUAGUAGUUUGAAAAAUAUUAUUUCUACUAUGCUAAUUUAGGAUAAAACUCCGAAUGCAAUAUAAUAUAUUUAAUUCAAGUAAAAUGCACAGAAAAUUUGGAAAGGAAAAAAUUAAUAGAGAAAAUAAAAGGCGAUAACCUCAUUAGUAAAUUCACUUGGUUCCCAAGAAAAAUAGCAAGCCUUUAUAGUUUGUUACCAAUAAGUUUAAAAAACCUAACCUAAUUAUUGUAAUCAUCAGCUAAGAUAAAAUGUUUAAUUUUUAAUGAAAACUUUUAAGAUAAUUUAUAACCUUUUAAUGUUGUUUGCAGGAAUAGUUUGGUUUCUGGUAGAGGAUGAUGA